Erigeron canadensis is the source of this 3162-nucleotide messenger RNA. Its product is annotated as probable serine/threonine-protein kinase DDB_G0271402. The transcript is spliced from 13 exons. Gene Ontology annotation, biological process: protein autophosphorylation; peptidyl-serine dephosphorylation; mitotic cell cycle. Gene Ontology annotation, molecular function: ATP binding; protein serine/threonine phosphatase activity; transmembrane receptor protein tyrosine kinase activity. The coding region runs from base 475 to 2868 and encodes 797 amino acids. Gene Ontology annotation, cellular component: plasmodesma; cytosol; plasma membrane. The record is from RefSeq and is a predicted model, not a curated record. Lineage: Eukaryota; Viridiplantae; Streptophyta; Magnoliopsida; Asterales; Asteraceae.
UUUAAAACAUAAAAAAAAAAAAAAAACAACAAAACUUAUCAUUCAAAAACUAAUUACAGCUCCCCAUUCUUCCACUCUCUCCAGCACUUUUCUUCCCUUCAUCGCCGGUGCUGUUGAACGGCCGUGAACUGCCGCAGAUUCUUGUUUUCUCGACUCGAUGGUGUUCACCCAUUUCGCCGGCUUUUAGCCCGAUUUUCCCGCGCAGACUUCAUUUAGUUGACUGUUUGACCCGGGUUAAAAACGGUCCGACCGUUUUCGCCCUUCCACUUCGUUUAAAACAAUGCUUACAAGAGCACCACAAAAGCCCAGCAAUAAGUCCUGAAGCAUGGUUUGAGUUGAAGAUUGAAUAUUAUUAUAUUUACAAAUGGGGCGGUCCAACUCUAUUUCCGGAAAAAUCUUCGGUUUUAAAUGAGACUAUCAUCCUUCCUUAAUUAGAUAAGGUAAGGCCUUCCGACAUAUUUACCCUCAUCAAUCAUGUUUCCCGGUAGUGGCAAUGAAAAAGGAUCUGAAGCAUCCACCUCCACUGUUGGAUUGUCACAAAGUUGUUGUCAGUUUGACUUUGAUGAAAUUGUGUUAGCAACAGAAAAUUUUAAUGAGUCAUUAGUGGUUGGGAAAGGGGGUUUUGGGAAAGUAUACAAAGGCAAUAUUAGCAUAGGAACAACCCAUGUUGAUGUUGCAAUCAAACGGUUGGAUUUGAUGUCAAAUCAAGGGGAGAUGGAGUUCUGGGCGGAAGUUGAAAUGCUUUCCAAGUUGCGUCAUGCUCAUUUGGUGUCUUUAAUUGGAUACUGUAAUUAUGAAAAGGAAAUGAUCCUUGUGUAUGAGUACAUGCCCUACGGAACACUUGAAGAUCAUCUACAUAAACUCCAUACUCCUCUUUCUUGGCUUGAGCGACUCAAGAUUUGCAUAGGUGCGGCCCGUGGCUUAGACUACCUUCACACUGGUACAGGCAUUGAGGUUGGUGUUAUACAUAGAGAUGUCAAGAGCUCUAAUAUAUUGUUACAUAAAAGUUGGGCGGCAAAAAUUUCGGAUUUUGGAUUGGCUAGAAUAGGACCAACCAAUCAACCAUCAAGUUAUGUCCACACACUUGUUAAAGGCACUUUUGGGUAUAUCGAUCCAAACUAUUUUGCCACUGGAAAGUUGACAAGGAAGUCAGAUGUGUACGCAUUUGGGGUGGUAUUGUUUGAAGUGUUGUGUCAAAAGCGGCCAUUGGAUGAUAGUUUUGAAUGUGGACUAGCAACAUGGAUACAGAAAUCAAUAAAGGAAGGGAACUUAAAGCAAAUAGUUUAUUCUGCUAUACGAAGUGAGAUAUCUCCAAAAUGUUUAAAAGGGUUUGCUCGGAUAGCUGAAAGAUGCUUGGACAAUUAUCCAAACCACCGUCCUACCAUGACUGAGGUUGUCUUUAGUCUUGAAUCUCUACUGGCUCAAUCUGUAAUGUCCUCUCAACAGAAAAUCAAUAAUUGGUUGCAAACUCCUGGCAAGAAAAUAUUUGGAAGAAUAUUUAAUGUGCUUUCCUUUAGCUCCCCUAGUGAAAACUUGGUUGCUCGAAUCUCUCCUGGUGAAGACUUGCGUAUUUCAGUCUCCCGUGAUGAGAACUUGGGUACUCCAAUCUCUCGUGGUGAAAACUCGGGUAUUCCAAUCUUCCGUGGUGAAAAUUUAGGUAUCUCAAUCUCUCGUGAUGAAAACUUAGGUACUCCAAUCUCUCGUGGUGAAAACUCGGGUGUUCCAAUUUCCUGUGGUAAAAACUUAGCUAUGUCAUUCUACGUUGAGGAGAACUUAGGUACUCCAAUCUCUCGUGGUGAAAACUUUGGUGUUCCAAUUUCCUUUGGUGAAAACUUAGCUAUGUCAUUCUACCGUGAGGAGAGCUUAGGUACUCCAAUCUCUCAUGGUGAAAAUUCAGGUAUUCCAUCCUCUCAUGGUGAAAACUCAGAAAGAAUGAUGAGAAUGGAUCCAGUUAUGCAGCGAGUUAAUCGUAAUGGUGAUGAACAUAUUUCCGAGCUCAUGCAGUGCAAACCCUUAUCUGAACAAGAGGUCAGGUUAUUAUGUGAUAAGGCAAAGGAGAUCCUGAUGAAAGAAAGCAAUGUGCAGCCUGUUAAGAUCCCCGUGACAAUCUGUGGGGAUACUCAUGGGCAAUUUCAUGAUCUUGCCGAGCUUUUCCGGAUUGGAGGAAAGUGCCCGGAUACAAAUUACUUGUUUAUGGGAGAUUAUGUGGAUCAUGGUUAUUACUCCGUCGAAACAGUGACUCUCUUGGUGGCUCUCAAAGUGCGAUAUCCACAACGAAUUACUAUCCUAAGAGGAAACCAUGAAAGUCGUCUGAUAACUCAAGUGUAUGGAUUUUAUGAUGAAUGCCUAAGAAAAUAUGGUAAUGCUAAUGUGUGGAAGAUCUUUACGGAUCUAUUUGAUUAUUUUCCGCUCACUGCAUUGGUUGAGUCUGAAAUCUUUUGUCUCCAUGGUGGAUUAUCUCCUUCAAUUGACACAAUUGAUAAUAUAAGGAACUUUGACCGUAUUCAAGAAGUUCCCUAUGAGGGCCCAAUGUGUGAUCUUUUAUGGUCUGACCCUGAUGACCGUUGUGGUUGGGGUAUCUCGUCUGAGGGCCGUGGAUAUAAAUUUGGAAAAGACAUAUCUGAGCAGUUCAAUUAUACAAACAAGUUAAAACUGAUUGCUAGAGCACACCAGCUGGUUAUGGAGGGAUACCACUGGGGCCACGAACGAAACCUUGUGACAAUCUUCAGCGCACCUAAUUAUUGCUACCGUUGUGGGAAUAUGGCUUCAAUCCUUGAAGUGGAUGAUUGCAAAGGUCACAAUUUCAUUCAGUUUGAACCAGGUCCAUUGAAUAUGAGAGAUGUGAAAGCACCAGAUUAUUUCCUAUGACAUGGCAGUCUUCAUCGGACUGGUAUGUGCCUCGACUAUGGAUAAUAAGCAGACUAAAAGGGCAUAUAUGAAAUCUUAUAAUUGAGGCAGUGAUUUUGGAGUUAUUUGAUGCGCAAACAUUGCAUCUUUUAAUGGAAAUUAAGGAAAUGGAAAGGAGCAGACCCAAUUAAUUGAUGAAAGUAAAGCUUGUUUUAAUGGAGGAAAGUAAAAUAUGGGAAGAUGACCAAGAAAUGCAAAUGAGAAAUAGAUAUUUGAUCUUUGGUUGGAAUAAAAAUAUGAUAAAAGGUUCUUGCA